UUUUCCCCCCAAAGGGGCGUAUUUUUCAAGCCAUCUUGACUGAAUAUCUAGCUAGCUACAUCAACCUGACACAUCUUACAUAAUUUUAUGUAACAAUUAGUGUAUGUAUUUCCAGUUGAAAACGUCUAAAUCACAGAUAUAUAACCAGGUCGAGUUUGAGCAUUUGUCUGAAGUCACCAUGGAGGACUGAAGUGCUGAAGAUGACGCUGUCGCCCCUGAAAUUACCGGCUAGCAAUGCCAUAGCUUGUUAUUAGGAGGUCCGUUUCGGUCGUAUUUCAACAUUAGCUACAUAAUAUUACAUUUCUCUGGCUCGCGCAUACCAUAGGAUCACGUUAAACAAGAACUCCGUCCUCCUCGCCCUCUCCAAUCUAGGAAGCUAGUGCAAACCCCCAUGAGGAGGCUGCGGAGGAGGGGAUGCAGGCCAGGAGUAGUUGGCCUUGAGAUGGGCAGGGGUAGAGGGAGGGGGAGGGGUAGGGGCAGGGACUCCAGUGUUCAGCUGCGGCCACCUUCCCCCUAUAGACUGCAGCUAUCUCCAUCUAGAGAAACUUUGACGUAUGCUCAGGCCCAGAAGAUGGUGGAGGUGGACCUGGAUGGAAGGCUUCACAGGAUCAGCAUCACCGACCCUCUGCCAGUCAUCACAGAGGAUGAGAUGAUGGCUCAGGACAUUGUUGAGUGCAACAGUAACAAAGAGAACAGCGAACAAACCCAGAGCAGAGCCAGACCAGGGCGCAAACCUCCCAACCCAAAGGGCCGCAGGAGGGAAAGCAAAACCUCAUCUCACCAGAGCCGACAUUCUGGCAGUCAGCAGCACACUCAAAGCCACACCAAUUCCUCCCAACACCCUUCUCACCAAAGCCCUCUCCCCGAGCCAACCUUCCGCGUGCUUGACUGCCCGUGUCCUUUAGACACACCUCCCCUACCUGUGGCCUACUACCGUUUCGUAGAGAAGUCAGGGGAGGAGCAGGACUGUGAAGCAGAGUACGACAUGGACGAGGAGGACCUGGCCUGGCUGGAGAUGGUCAACCAGAAGAGGGUAUCUGAUGGCCACGCGUCCGUCUCCCCGGACACCUUUGAGCUGCUGAUCGACCGUCUGGAAAGGGAGUCCAUCCUGGAGUCACGGAGCCAGGCUCUGUCCCAGAGUGCCAUAGAUGAGGACGCCUUCUGCUGCGUCUGCCUGGACGACGAGUGUCUCAACAGCAACGUCAUCCUGUUCUGUGACAUCUGCAACCUGGCCGUCCACCAGGAGUGUUACGGUGUGCCCUACAUCCCUGAGGGCCAGUGGCUGUGCCGCUGCUGUCUGCAGUCCCCCUCGCGCCCCGUGGACUGUGUGCUCUGCCCCAACCGGGGAGGUGCCUUCAAACAGACUAGUGAUGGACGCUGGGCCCACGUUGUCUGUGCCAUAUGGAUCCCAGAGGUGUGCUUUGCCAACAUGGUAUUCCUGGAGCCAGUGGAGGGGGUGAAGAACAUCCCCUCAGCCCGCUGGAAGCUCACCUGCUACCUGUGCAAGCAGAAAGGCCGGGGCGCGUCCAUCCAGUGCCACAAGGCCAACUGUUACCGGGCCUUCCAUGUCAGCUGUGCCCAGAAGGCUGGCCUCUUCAUGAAGAUCGACCCGGUCCGGGAGACAGGGGUCAACGGAACCACCUUCUCUGUGAAGAAGACUGCCUUCUGUGAGAAUCACUCCCCAGUCGGGUCACGGCGAGAUGGGUCAGGUGAUGAGGCUGUGGAGGGAAGGCUGGUGGGAGGCAGGGGGAACAGGGGUCAAAGGUCAUACACUCAGAGCCCCCCGGCACCGCCCAGUAAAAAGACUCCCAAAGGCCAGAAGAAGAAGAAAGGAAAGAAGAGCCUAGCUGGUCAGACGACCCGUCGCUCUGCUGUGCCUGUGCUGCUGGUGCCUCAAAUCCCCUCUCACAGGCUGAAUAAGAUUUGCAUUGGGGUUGCUGUCCAGAGGAAGAACCAGUUCAUGCAGAGGCUUCACAACUACUGGCUGCUGAAACGUCAGUCCCGAAACGGCAUGCCUCUUAUCCGGCGCCUGCACUCGCAUCUGCAGGCUCACAAGACUGCUGAGCAGAGGGAACCAGAUGAGAAGCUUUGUGCGGCGAGGGAGGAGCUACGGUACUGGCAGAAGUUGCGGCAGGACCUGGAGAGAGCCCGGCUCCUGGUGGAACUCGUCCGCAAGAGAGAGAGACUAAAGAGAGAGCAGAUGAAACUUCAACAGGCUGCUCUGGAGCUGAAGUUGACCCCUGCGUUAAUACUGCUGCGCUCCACCCUGGACCAGCUUCAGGAGAAGGACACGGCACAGAUUUUCUCUCAGCCUGUCAAUCUAGCAGAGGUGCCAGACUAUCUGGAGUUUAUCUCCAAGCCAAUGGAUUUAUCCAGCAUGCGUGCCAAACUGGAGGCCCAUGCUUACUGCUCCACAGCCGACCUGGAGGGGGACUUUAACCUCAUGGUGUCCAACUGCCUGAGGUACAACUCCAAGGAGACCGCGUUCCACCGAGCCGCCCUGCACCUACGAGAGGUGGGAGGAGCCGUCCUCCGCCACGCCCACAGACAGGCGCAGAGCAUCGGGUUGGACCCCAGCACAGGCAUGCACCUCCCAGACUCUCCCAACAAGCACGGCUUCUACCAAUGCACUUGGGAGGACGUGGACUCUCUCCUGGAUCCAGACAACAGGCUCCACCUGUCCACAGAGGAGCAGCUGAAGGCCCUGCUGGAGAAGCUGGACAUGGUGGCAUCCAUGCGCUCCAGUGGAGGACGAACCAAACGCAUCCGGCUGCUGCGUAGAGAGAUCAACACAGUCACGCACAAACAACAGCGCUCACAGUCGCACAACGGGAAAGAGGAAGAGGAGGAAGAAAAGGGAAAGAAGGACAAUGUGGAGAACAGUCCUUUAACAUCAGCCUCUACUCUGGGGAAAGAUGCCUCUCCACCAACACUAGAGCCUUCAUGCCCAGCGUCGUCCCCCCUGCAAGGCGAUGCCCCACCUGAGCCACCCGUACUGGGCCUUGUGACCGCAGGGCGAAGGUCACCAGGGCGCUCUUACAAACGCCAGAGAUCCUCCCCGAGUGGGGGAAAAGGGCAGAGUGACGAUGAUGCUGAAGUUGAGGAGACAGCGACACCGUGUAAACAGAAGGAGGAUUCUCAAAAGUUUUCUCCUUCACAGACUCCCAGUCCUCCCACUAACGCCUGUCCAUUGAUUGGAGUUGGCCGGCGGACAUCUGUUCUGUUCAAGAAAGCUAAAAAUGGAGCGAGACUGGCAAAGAUUAGAGCAGCUCAGUUACAGUAUGUAGGGACCACUGAGGGUAAAACCAAUGGAUUGGACAGUUCCCCCACCAUUACAAAACCUCCCAGUGAGACUGCCCUUUCCACCCCCCGCCCCUCCCCCCACUCCCUCCUCACCGUCAUCCCACCGCCUGAGGUCCAGAGGGCCCAGCUCUGACAGCGAGAGACAAGCCCCCCCCCCCUUGUCAAAGUCGAAGGCUUUACAAAUGGUCUAGGAAAGCACAAAGAUGACUCUUCAGACAUAGCAUCCAAUGACCAAAAACACAGUGUCCCCCCGCCACCCAAACGCAGCCGUGGUAAACCAGCUCUGGCUAAAGUCCCAGAGAGACAGAAUGGAGGCUCAGGGGGAAGUAUGCUUUUGCCCUUUGAUAGUGACACAGAGCUCACACCACUGGACCUGGUCUGGGCGAAGUGUCGUGGGUAUCCAUCAUACCCAGCAAUGGUUGUUGACCCAGACAUGCCUCAGGAAGGGCUUCUUCACAACGGCAUCCCCAUCCCCGUGCCUCCUGGGGACGUGCUCAAACUGGGGGAGCGGAGGCAGAAGGAGACCGGGGAGAGGCACUACCUUGUGCUGUUCUUCGACACCAAGAGGACCUGGCAAUGGCUGCCACGGGACAAGUUGCUGCAAAUGGGGAUGGAUGACACGGUGGACAAACUGCGCCUGAUGGAGGGCAAGAAGCCCAGCGUCCGCAAGUCUGUACACACGGCAUACAACCGUGCCAUGAUACACCUGAACCACGUUAUCAACCACGUCAAGGGGAACCUCACUUUCAACCCCUCCAAUUUUAUAUGAAGGAUUUUAUUGUCAGUCUGCAAAUCCACUGCAAACUGUCUGGCUAGGACUGCUCAAACCCUCACCAAUAACAAAAAUCUUCAGUGAGAAAAUAACAAUUUCUUCAUUCAUUUACUAGAAGGUGGACAUGGAAUUUGAGUUGUUCAAUAUACAGUUUUCUUAAAUAAUUAACUUUCUUCUCAAAUAAUGUUCCUAUUGGAUUGUCAACAUUGCUGUACACCAUUUUGCUAUGGGGAAACUUAAGUUUUAGAAAAUAAAAGCAAAUGGAACGGACAACAUUGGCAGGAGCUAAUACUUUGUUGCCCAGCCUUUGGCUAAGUUAACUGAAAAAUAAUUAGCUUGCUGCACCGUUCUACUGGCAAUUUGUCCUACUCUUCAGCUGCAGACUGCUCCAAUUCUUCAAUGUUUGAGUGGUGUCGAUCUCGCCAUAGGUUUUUGAUGGGAGUCAGUUCUGGACUUAUCACUGGCCACUCCAGAACAGUUCACUGUUUUAUUCUUGAAACAUUCCUGGCUGCUUUUUGAUGUGUAUUUGAGUUGUUCUGCUGGAAGACCCAGAACCUUCAACAGAGACCAAGUUUUUGGACACUGGGUUGAACAUCGUACUCAAACACCUAAUAAUCUCAUGAUUUGAUGAUGUCUAGUACACAUUCAAGGACCCCAGAGGCAGCAAAGCAACCCCAGGCUUUUUUUUUUUUUUUAAACGUUUUUUUAAAAAGUUCAAUGGGGCUUUCUUGUCUCUUUCAGGAGUGGGGCCCUUCCUAUGUUUACCAAUGACCAAAUUAAGAAUUCAAAGAAAAGAACACCCUCACUAGAAUCAAACAUGGGGGAAGGUUCGAUAAUGCUGUGGGGUUGCUUUGCUGCUCUGGUACGUAGGGACUUGAAGGUGUUUUGGAGUACGAUGUUCAACUCAUUGUCCAAAAACUGGGUCUCUUUUGAAGAGUGCGGGUCUUCCAGCAGGACAACAACCCAAACACACAUCAAAAAGAACCCAGGAAUGGUUCAAGAAUAAGCACAGGAAUGUUUACAUUUACAUUUAAGUCAUUUAGCAGACGCUCUUAUCCAGAGCGACUUACAAAUUGGUGCAUUCACCUUAUGAUAUCCAGUGGAACAACCACUUUACAACAGUGCAUCUAAAUCUUUUAAGGGGGGGGGUUAGAAGGAUUACUUUAUCCUAUCCCAGGUAUUCUUUAAAGAGGUGGGGUUUCAGGUGUCUCUGGAGUGGCCAUCGAUAAGUCCAGAUCUGAAUCCCAUCAAAAACUUACGGAGAGAUCUGAAAACAGCAGUUGGUGGAAGGCAUCACUCAAACUUUACAGAAUUGGAGCAGUCUGCAGCUGAAUAAUGGGCCAAAUUGCCACUAGAAAGGUGCAGCAAGCUCAUUUAUGGUGUUUUUUUUGCAGUCAACUUGGCCAAAGGCUGUGCAACCAAGUAUUAGCUUGUAGGUGCCAAUAAUGUUGUCCAUGGUAUUUAGCUUUUAUUUUCAGAAAAAAAAAAUUGCAAACUGAAGUCCCCCCCCCAAAAAAAUGGUUCUGCAAUGUUUACAAUCCAAUAACAUUUGGAGACCAACAUUUUCUUUGGUAAUUUCUACUUAUUUUAGAAGACAGAGAAUUCUUUAAAUGAGUGAUGAUCUGGUUGACUCUGACCUUUUUUUAGGGGGAAUGUUAUAAUUUUGGUAAUUGGGGGGAAAUGUGAAAGGAGGAGUUCCUAAAAGACAUGGAUUUUAGAAUAUAUAUUUUUUAAGAUAAAAUCUGAUUACUCAUUGUGAUUACUUUUUAGUACUUUACACAACCACUCUGUUGCAAUGAGUCUAGUAAUAAUAUACAUUUUGUUUUAGCCCAAAGUGAAUCAAGACAAAGAAAGUCAUUGUAUAUAUUUUAUCCUCAAAGGGGAUUUGCUUGAUUCAAAGCAUAUUCAGAUUUGUCAUUGAAAUGCCAUGCUUCUUAUACAUUUUUACACAUUGAUGCUAUUUCUGGGUUUAUUUCUUUCUUUUUUUUAUAUGAAAUGGUGGUGGUGCGCUUGUUGCAGCUAUUUGAUGGAACAGGACUUUUGAAUGUCUAGUCAUGACUUAAGAAAUGGGUCACUGCAACCACUUCAAUAAGGUCAAUAACUUGGGAUUCCAGUCAGUGGCAAGAUGUGAUUUGCAAACCCUCCAAUGACUUGAAAAGCACAAUGUUAGUUUGAAAUGGUUUGUAGAUUGAGCUCUGAAGCCAUAGGUAUGAUAAAAAAAAUGAAAAAAACUUGGUUAUGUGCAUAUAUAGAAGCAUAUGCAUAUUUGUAUAUAUGUAAAUGUAUGUGUUUAUAAUACACAAAGUAAUUUAAGGAAUGCAAAAAAAAUCUAAAUAUUAGAUUUUAAUUUAUAUUGUGACAAUUGAGUCUGUUAUUUAAAAAAAUAAAUAUUGAAAAAGAUGUAGGAAGCUUUGUAGCUCUUUGUAUCAAUGUUUCCUAGUGGUCAGUUGGCACAAAACCCUGUAGUUGUCUAGGCAUAAGUGCACUAGCCUACUAGACUGUUUAUUAGGUGGCGCAAAGGAGUUAUGGAUCUUGUAAUUUGAAUUAUACCACAAGAUCUAAAAUCUGUCAAACAAUAUUUUCUCAAAUAAAUAUUGUUUAAAACA
Molecule: messenger RNA, 6681 nt
Organism: Salmo salar (Atlantic salmon)
Lineage: Eukaryota; Metazoa; Chordata; Actinopteri; Salmoniformes; Salmonidae
Product: bromodomain and PHD finger-containing protein 3
Biological process (GO): regulation of transcription by RNA polymerase II
Molecular function (GO): protein binding
Source: RefSeq, a predicted model, not a curated record